AUGAAUUGUCGCAUUUGUAAUAAACGGCAUCAUUCACUCCUUCAUCCGAAGGGGAUUUCAACUUCAACUGCUCAUGUAAGGAACGUAGAUCAAGCAGUUGCAGCGUCCUCUGAGGAAAUUGUUGAGAUAGAGGUGGAGGCUGGUAGUUCAGCUAACGAUAUUACGUCGCAAUCGCCACAAGUAACUCUAUUCACUAAAGGAAAGGUAAAGCACCAAGUCCUCUUAGUUACAGCUUUGGUAAAAGCCGAGUCUAAGACAGGUCAAUUUCAAAUUUAUAGAGCUUUUAUAGAUCAAGGGUCUGAAUCCUCAUUCAUUACAGAGGCUACAGUACAAGGAUUAGGCCUAAAAAAGAUUCCCAUCAAGUCCACAAUAACGAUGUUAGACGAAGCAUCGGUAACGACAAGUUACAUGGUAUUAUUGAAACUCAAAUCGUUGAUAAAUCCGGAUUUCAAUGUUCAGUUGAUGGCAUAUGUGUUGCCGAAAAUCACAACGAUGCUCCCUGCACGCAAGGUAGAUGUGUCGGAAUGGCCACAUUUACAGAAUUUGGUUCUGGCUGACCCCGGUUACGGCACACCAAAUAAAAUUGAUAUUUUAUUGGGAGCAGAAGUAUAUGCCCAGAUACUGCAGGAGGGUGUAAAGAAGGGUCCUAUUGGAACUCCAAUAGCGCAGUGUACUAGUUUUGGAUGGAUCUUGUCUGGAGGUUCAGCAGAUAAUAAUGAAAAGAAAAUUGUAUUGCAUGCACAAGUGGAUACGGACAACGAAAUAAUAAAACGGUUUUGGGAGAUGGAAUCAGAACCUUUAUUAAACUCAAAAGAGAUGUUGACGAGCGAAGAACAGCGAUGUGAAGACAUCUUUGCAGCUACAACUACACGAGAUAACCUUGGCAGAUAUGUAGUUAAAUUACCAUUUCGUGACGAGAGUCCAGCCUGUAAAGAAGGAAAUUCAAGAGAAAUUGCUAUUAAGAGGUUAAAGUCACUGGAAAGGAAAUUUGCUAAAGACAAUAAUCUAAAAGAAAAGUAUACAGCGGUUGUGAAAGAAUACUUACAGUUGGACCACAUGGUGUUAGUCCCUGCGGCUAGAGAAAGUGAAAAUCAGUCUGUGUAUUUACCUCACCACGCUGUUAUAAGGGAGGAUAAGUCAACUAGCAAGGUCCGGGUGGUAUUCGACGCAUCCUGUAAAAAUGAGAAAGGUAUAUCCUUAAACGAUAGUUUAAUGGUUGGACCUACACUACAGCCGGAGUUACGUCAUCUCAUUCUGCAAUGGAGAAUGCAUCCCGUAUGUCUGAUUGCAGACAUAGUGAAGAUGUAUCGCAUGGUAAGAGUGGCUGAUCCGGACGCUGACUAUCAACGCAUUGUAUGGAGAGAUAACCAAAACGAAGAAAUACAAGAUUAUAAAUUACUAACAGUUACGUUUGGAACAGCAUCGGCACCAUAUCUUGCUGUGAAAGCACUUAAUCAGGUCGCCGUUGACCAUACGAAUGAACACCCAAUAGCAGCAAAAAGAGUUGCUAGUAGUUUUUAUAUGGAUGACCUAAUGACAGGAUGUGAAACCAUAGAAGAGGGUAUAGAACUUUAUAAAGACAUGAAGGCUCUGCUUAAGAAAGGAGGUUUUACUUUGCAAAAAUGGGCAAGUAAUAAAGAGGACGUACAGAGAACUAUAGAUUUAUAUGAGAAGGGGGAGAGAGUGCUGGAAAGGGAAGUACGGAAUCUGGAAAUAAAACAAGAUAAUAUAGUUAAGAUUUUAGGACUUACCUGGAAUAAAACGAAGGACGAGUUUCAGUACUCAGUCACAUUGCCACCUGUAUCUGCUCCUGUAACCAAAAGGAAGAUUGUAUCUGACGUCUCACGACUUUUCGAUCCUUUGGGUUGGAUCGCACCAUGCGUUAUAAAAGCAAAAAUAUUUAUUCAGCGGUUAUGGUUAGCUGGUACAGGUUGGGACGAAGACCCCUUCGAAUGCUGUCACCUUGCCGUGGUGAAGGGGCUUGCGUGCUCCAAUGACCCUCAGGGCUAUGCCGGAUAG
Molecule: messenger RNA, 2019 nt
Organism: Cydia strobilella
Lineage: Eukaryota; Metazoa; Arthropoda; Insecta; Lepidoptera; Tortricidae
Exons: 1
Coding region: 1-2019 (672 amino acids)
Source: RefSeq, a predicted model, not a curated record